Messenger RNA from Drosophila sechellia, 522 nucleotides. RefSeq names its product Y' element ATP-dependent helicase YJL225C. The coding region runs from base 34 to 498 and encodes 154 amino acids. The transcript has a single exon. The record is from RefSeq and is a predicted model, not a curated record. NCBI's taxonomy places the organism in Eukaryota, Metazoa, Arthropoda, Insecta, Diptera, Drosophilidae.
CCUAAAGAACUUAGAACAAUUAACUUGAUCGAAAUGACAGCCUUCAAUCGGUAUCACCACUUUGCGCUUCUAUGGAUCGUUGCCCUCGUGGGAAGUAGCUGUAUUUUGGGAUUUUCCGAGGCCCAAACCUUCACAGCCGAGGAUCGUAGCUCUAUACAGAAAUUCAUGGAUUCUUUGCUGAACUUCCUCGAACUGGAAGUAAGUAAUAUAACAACCACAUUGCCGCCAACUUCGAAUGGCACUACCUUGGAGACCACUACUCUGGCGGCACCUGGAAAUUCCACAGAAGUGACCACAGAGGUUUCGCAAACAUCCACUAACUCCACAUCGAGUGCCUUGGAUACGACCACGAGCAGUUUGAAUGUCACAACGGUGGAUAGCGAAAAUACAACCGCAACAACCACAACCACCGAAGCAAAUCCAACUACGAUGAGGCGCAGGAUUUGCUUCAAGCGUUUCUGCUACAAGUUUAGCAACGACAAGGGUUACAUAGUUUAGAUCGAAUAAACGUAUUGAUAUGAA